AUGAGCUCCAGGAUCAAACGUACCAAGACUCUGCAACCCGCCGCUGAGUCAUCGAAACAAGCCAGGAAACUUAUCGAAGUCGUUCCAGAUGGAGAUGUCCUACUGAAGGUCGGUCAAGAGGCGGAAGCUCUUGACAUACGAGUCUCGGGGCUAGUCAUCAGUCUAGCAUCAGACAUGUUUUCUCGAAUGCUCUCGUCGUCGUUCACUGAGGCGAGCACCAAAGUAAUCGAACUAAAAGACGAUGAUCCAGAGGUUGUCCUGGACUUCUGCAACAUUGCCCACCACAAGAUUGAGAACCUCGACCACUGCAACGGCCUGAGGCUCCUGAAGCUUGCUGAGUUGGCGGAUGCACGAUUUUGCGAGAGGGUGCUGCGACCUUGGGUCGCUACAACGCUGUACAGUGCUUUGAGUGCAUUGGAGAAAUGGGAGAGGGAUAAGACGGACGUCACAGUUGCCUCGGAGUUGCCAUGGUUUUCCAACUCGAUGAGUUAUUCUGGUUGA
Cladophialophora psammophila CBS 110553 is the source of this 501-nucleotide messenger RNA. RefSeq lists its product as uncharacterized. The record is from RefSeq and is a predicted model, not a curated record. Lineage: Eukaryota; Fungi; Ascomycota; Eurotiomycetes; Chaetothyriales; Herpotrichiellaceae. Gene Ontology annotation, molecular function: protein binding. The transcript has 2 exons. The coding region runs from base 1 to 501 and encodes 166 amino acids.